CGCCCUCGGAGCGACGCGGCAGUGCUUUUGCAGACCAAUUGUCCGGAAUAACUAAAAAAAGUCGUACAAGUUUCCGUUCGUUCUUCUAAAUUAUCCGGGCGCAAACAAAGUCACAAACCAGCGAUUGCCAAUAACAUACCAACAGAAAACUGCUGGCGUGUGCUAGCGUCGAUCGGGAACGUUGAUUACAUAGUAACUGAGGUCACCGAAGUUAACCGAAGCCCAUUCUUCACCAGCCAUCAGUUAAUGUCAGAGACGUACAUCAGUGACGAAAGCGGGAGAAGAAGUGCUGAGUCAAUAGAACAGCUACACAUUAUCUAUCGGCGCUGAGGAACGGAAGGACUGAUCUCGAGCACCAUCAACAAAACGAACUUGAAGAAAACGUAGAAACCCCGACCAACGACAUGGCUACUAAGGAUGUUAAGGAUGACACCACUCCUGCCGCUUCUUAUACCGGCAAUAUGUUUACGCGGGCGGAGGUAGCAAAGCAUGCCGAAACUUCCAAGGACACAUGGAUCAUCAUUCACAAUAAUGUCUACAAUGUCAGCCAGUUCUUAAAUGAGCAUCCAGGUGGUGAGGAGGUACUCCUUGAGCAGAAUGGACGCGACGCUACUGAACCUUUCGAAGAUAUUGGACAUUCAACAGAUGCUAGGCAAAUGAUGGAAAAGUAUAAAAUUGGUGAACUGGUAGAAGAAGAAAGAACGAAAGAUACCGGAAAGGCUAGAGAUUGGUCCAAUAAAGAUCAGGCGGAUAAUUCUAGAAAGAAGGAUUCCCGCGAAACAAAGAAGUAAACCCUGUCCUUAAAUCCUUAAACGAGAAAGAAACGGCUGCAAGAGGGCAAAAUCGAAGUAAUUCUAUUAAGGGCCGAUUGUUUCAGCUUAGUAAAUUUAUCUAUCAGGUAAAUAUGUCUGUAUUUAUUUAAGAAAAAAAUUAAGAUAGACACCUGCUUAUCUGAUAGCUAAGUUUGCCAAGAAGUUGAAACAACCAGUUCUAAGUUGUGUAAAAUGUGAUUGCAUUAGUUCAUGUCACUUGUAUAUCUUGCAGUAAAUUAAUCGAAAAGGCUGCGUCAACUGCGCCACUAAUGAGAAGAAAAAGAGAAGGCUACACUGAAAAUAAUACUUUAUAUAAAAGUACAAUGAAUUUAUAUAUAAUUAAAUUUACUUUUUUUGAUAAUUUAUUUUUUGAUAAGUGUAAUGUACCUUGAAAGAGCUGGUAAAUAAUAACUUGUGUAAGUUAUAAAGUUUAAAUUAAUAAAAAUAAUGUACAAACAGCA
This is a messenger RNA of Monomorium pharaonis (pharaoh ant), 1273 nucleotides long. It is a transcript of the gene Cyt-b5, whose product is annotated as cytochrome b5. Gene Ontology annotation, molecular function: heme binding. Gene Ontology annotation, cellular component: intracellular membrane-bounded organelle; membrane. The record is from RefSeq and is a predicted model, not a curated record. The transcript is spliced from 4 exons. Lineage: Eukaryota; Metazoa; Arthropoda; Insecta; Hymenoptera; Formicidae. Bases 405 to 791 code for a protein of 128 amino acids.